Messenger RNA from Macrosteles quadrilineatus (aster leafhopper), 897 nucleotides. RefSeq lists its product as uncharacterized. The transcript has a single exon. Gene Ontology annotation, biological process: DNA integration. The coding region runs from base 1 to 897 and encodes 298 amino acids. The record is from RefSeq and is a predicted model, not a curated record. Gene Ontology annotation, molecular function: nucleic acid binding. NCBI's taxonomy places the organism in Eukaryota, Metazoa, Arthropoda, Insecta, Hemiptera, Cicadellidae.
AUGGAUUAUAGCGGUCACUUUGAAGUGAAAGUACACACCACUAGGAAUUCUCAAAAGCUUAAGUCAUACCUCUGCCUAUUUGUUUGCUUUACCACAAAAGCGGUGCACUUGGAAGUUGUAACUGAUCUCUCAGUGGACUCAUUCAUUGCUGCUCUUAAAAGAUUUGUUUCUCGUCGUGGACUUUGUGCUCACCUAUACUCUGAUUGUGGAACGAACUAUGUCGGUGCCUCCAAGCAACUGAAUAAGACCUUCCAGAAUUUCAUUGAUGAAAGGAAUACUCAAGAUGCUCUCACUAACUUCGCCCUCGAUCAUUCAAUUAAUUUUCAUUUCCAACCACCAGCCGCGCCUCACCAAGGAGGCCUUUGGGAGAGUGCCAUAAAGAGCUCAAAGUGCCACCUCAAGAGAGUAAUUGGAGAUCAAAUUCUAACACUAAUGGAGCUGAUAACCCUUGUCACGCAGGUGGAAGCAGUAUUGAACUCUCGUCCACUAACAGCUCUAUCAGCAGAUCCAUCUGACAUCACAGCACUCACCCCAGGUCAUUUUCUCAUCGGGACAUCUCUUGUUGCAGUACCUGAAGUAAAUGUAUCCGAUAUUCCUGACAAUCGACUAAAGCAUUGGCAAACAGUUCAGGCUCUACAUCAACGCUUCUGGAGAAGGUGGCACCAAGAGUAUUUGCACCAGCUUCAACAAAGGAAAAAGUGGAUAAAGCCAAACAAGAAUCUUGAAGUAGGCGAUUUAGUCAUUAUCCAUGACCCAAAAACACCACCACUUCUCUGGCCUCUUGGUCGCAUUGUGAAGACAUCACCUGGAGCAGAUGGCAUCGUUCGAGUUGUCUCCAUCAAGACUUCGAGAGGAAUCUUCUGUCGCCCUGCUACCAAGGUGUACCCGCUCCCCUAA